Molecule: messenger RNA, 717 nt
Organism: Phaeoacremonium minimum UCRPA7
Lineage: Eukaryota; Fungi; Ascomycota; Sordariomycetes; Togniniales; Togniniaceae
Product: putative methyltransferase type 11 protein
Exons: 3
Coding region: 1-717 (238 amino acids)
Source: RefSeq, a predicted model, not a curated record
AUGUCAUUCUCGACAUUGGCUGCGGUGCAGGGCCCGGAGAUAUGCCAGGUGCUGUCACAAGGCAAGGGCAGCCUGCACGGCAUCGACAGCUCGCCCGCCAUGAUCAAAGCGGCGCAGAAGGCUCAUGAGGAGGCCGGCAUCAAGUGCGCGACCUUUGAGGUCGUCGACGCCCUCGACCUCCCCAACAAGCCCGAGCUGCAGAAGCAGCAAUUCACCAAAGUCUUCUCCAACGCCGCCAUGCACUGGAUCCUGCGGCCGGCCGGCCGCCGCGCCGACCUCUUCCGCGGCGUGCGCGACGCCCUCGCCCCCGGCGGCGUCUUCGUCUUCGAGAUGGGCGGCCUGGGCAACGUGUCCGAGAUCCGCGCGGCGCUGCUGUCCGCCGUGGGCCGGCGCCUCGGCGUCCGCAGGACCGAGGACGAGGUCAGCCCGUGGUUCUUCCCGGACGAGGAGUGGGCGCGCGCGACCAUGGAGGACGAGGUCGGCGGCCUCAAGGUCGAGCGCAUCGAGCGCGAGUGGCGGCCCACGACGGCCGACGCCGGCGGCGUCGAGGGCUGGGUGCGCCUGAUGGCCGCGCAGUUCUUCGAGGCGCUGCCCGAGGAGGAGCGCGAGCCGUGCAUCAGGGAGGUGCUCGACGUGCUGGAGAUUGUCUGCGCCAAGCCCGGCGGUGGCUACAUGUUCAGCUAUGUACGCCUCAGAGCUAUUGUGCGGAAGAUCUGA